GGCGGCGGAUCCCGCUGCAGUCCGCGCGAGCCGCUGCCGCAGCGGGGCGAGAUUUUCGGUCCCCGGGCCGUCGCGGGGAGUAGUCGGACUCUCCGGCGCCCGUGCUGUGGCUCACGCCGGCCUCUCCCUUGCCGCGUCGGUCCGCUAGCCGGAUCCGGUUGACCAGCUCGCCCUCCGGCUCCCACCCGAGGCUCCGGGCUGCGCAGGGAGCCGCCCACCAGACCCUGCCGGGGGCCGCCACUCUGCCUGUGGGACUCUGUGGUUGAUGACACCCAGCGGAGAGCUGCGAUGGAGGGGGAUGCCUCCGCCUCUCCGGUGACUAUUAAGAAUAUCGAAAAAGAGCUUAUUUGCCCAGCAUGCAAGGAGCUGUUUACCCACCCAUUGAUCCUCCCCUGUCAGCAUAGCAUCUGUCAUAAAUGUGUAAAAGAACUCUUGCUGUCUGUUGAUGACUCAUUCAAUGAUGUGGCAUCAGACAACUCCAAUCAGAGCAGUCCUCGACUUCGGCUCCCCUCCCCUAGCAUGGAUAAAAUUGACAGGAUUAACAGACCAGGCUGGAAGCGUAACUCACUGACCCCCAGACCAACUACUAUUCCUUGCCCUGGCUGUGAGCGUGAUGUGGAUCUGGGAGAACGAGGAGUCAGUGGUCUGUUUCGAAAUUUCACUUUGGAAACAAUUGUGGAGAGAUAUCGGCAGGCAGCAAGGGCAGCCACAGCCAUCAUGUGUGACCUUUGCAAACCACCACCUCAAGAGUCCACGAAGAGCUGCAUGGACUGUAGUGCAAGUUAUUGCAAUGAAUGCUUCAAAAUUUAUCACCCUUGGGGCACUGUGAAAGCUCAGCAUGAGUAUGUGGGCCCCACCACUAAUUUUAGACCUAAGAUUUUAAUGUGCCCAGAACAUGAGACAGAGAGAAUCAACAUGUACUGUGAACUGUGCAGGAGGCCAGUUUGCCACCUCUGUAAGUUGGGUGGGAAUCAUUCCAAUCACCGGGUAACCACCAUGAGCAGUGCCUACAAAACCUUAAAGGAAAAGCUUUCAAAGGACAUUGAUUUCCUUAUUGGUAAGGAAAGCCAGGUGAAGAGUCAAAUUUCUGAACUGAGCUUGUUGAUAAAAGAAACAGAGUGCAAUGGAGAGCGGGCUAAAGAAGAAGCGCUUGCACAUUUCCAGAAGCUCUUUGAAAUUCUUGAAGACAGGAAGUCAUCUGUUGUGAAAGCCAUAGAUUCCUCUAAGAAACUUAGAGUAGACAAAUUCCACACUCAGAUGGAAGAGUAUCAGGGCCUUCUAGAGAACAACGGGCUUGUGGGAUAUGCCCAAGAAGUGCUGAAGGAGACGGACCAAUCUUGCUUUGUACAGACAGCGAAGCAACUCCACCUCAGAAUACAGAAGGCUACAGAGUCUUUGAAGAGCUUUAGACCUGCAGCUCAGACUUCUUUUGAAGAUUAUGUUGUUAAUACAACCAGACAAACAGAGCUUCUUGGAGAAUUGUCCUUUUUCUCUAGUGGCAUAGACAUUCCUGAGAUUAAUGAGGAACAGAGUAAAGUUUACAAUAACGCCUUGAUAAAUUGGCACCAUCCAGAAAAGGAUAAAGCUGAUAGCUAUGUUCUUGAAUAUCGGAAGAUAAAUAGAGAUGAAGAAAUGAUGUCGUGGAAUGAGAUGGAAGUGCACAACACAAGUAAAGUUGUAUCCAAUCUUGAAAGCAACUCUCACUAUGCUUUCAGAGUGAGAGCGUAUAAGGGUUCCAUCUGCAGUCCCUGCAGCAGAGAGCUGAUUCUGCAUACUCCGCCAGCUCCAGUUUUCAGUUUCCUGUUUGAUGAAAAAUGUGGCUAUAAUAAUGAACACCUGUUGCUGAACUUGAAGCGAGACCGGGUGGAGAGUAGAGCUGGAUUUAAUAUUCUUCUUGCUGCGGAACGUAUCCAAGUGGGCUAUUAUACAAGCUUAGACUACAUCAUUGGAGAUGUUGGAAUAACGAAAGGGAAGCACUUCUGGGCCUGCCGUGUGGAACCAUAUUCAUACCUGGUAAAAGUGGGAGUUGCUUCCAGUGACAAACUCCAGGAGUGGCUGCGGUCUCCUCGGGAUGCAGCUAGUCCAAGGUAUGAACAAGACAGUGGGCAUGACAGUGGAAGUGAAGAUGCCUGUUUUGUUUCUUCACCACCUUUUACAUUAGUUACUAUAGGCAUGAAGAAAUUUUUUAUACCCAAGUCACCUACUUCUUCUAAUGAACGCGAAAAUAGAGUUCUUCCCAUGCCAGCAAGUAUCGGGAUUUUCCUUGAUUACGAUAAAGGCAAAGUGAGCUUCUACGAUACGGAUGGGAUGAAAUGCCUCUAUGAGCGCCAAGUGGACUGUUCACAUACAAUGUAUCCCGCAUUUGCGUUAAUGGGCAGUGGAGGAAUUCAGCUUGAAGAACCCAUCACAGCAAAGUAUCUGGAAUAUGAAGAGGACGUGUAGCUUGAGCAUCCCAUGUUACUCGGAUGGAAAGUGUGAAAAACCAAUGCCUAGGUGUUAACCUUUGUAACCAAUUACAUAUGGUUUUCGUCUUCUGUCACCACAUUUGGUUUUGGUGUGUGAUUGUUUUGUUUUGUCCUGGUUUGCUCUGACCCAGGGUCUUGCUACCCAGGCCUUGAACUCUGUCAUCCUGUCCUAGCCUCCUGAGUGCUGGGAUUAUAGGUGUGUACCACCACACCCAGUUAAGAGUCAGAUUCUUAAAAAUAUUGUAAACCUGAACAACCUUGAGUCUUCUGCCUUUCCCCGGUGGUGGGAGUGAAGACUUUCCUACUUAGUACUGAAUGGUUAAAUUUGCAACUGGAUUGCCUUUCUCUUUGGGAAUCUAAUUUAUUUAAGUCAGCAGUGUUGCUGUUAUUUACAUUUCUUUUUAGGGUUGAGAGGAUAACAUUAUUUAUUAUGUUUCUUUAUGUUUGCUUUAUUUCAUUUUUAUCAUGUUCACGUCCAAAGAGAAAAUAUUUUUAAAUGUCUAUUGAUGGAAACUAGUACUAAGCCCAUGUCUUGCAUUUGUUAAUAGGAAAAUAAAGUUGUAGAUAGGUAAAAUGACAAAGGCCAUAAAAUGGUAGUAUAUUUAAGUAGAAAAUUAUGUAUUUUAAAGUGUGUGACUAUUAAGAGUAUAUUGCCUGGAAAACAAAUACCACUCUUUUUAGACCACAAACUGUAUUGGUCAGGAAUCUUCCUGUUGUUGUGGUGCCCAUUGUCUGACAUGUAGCAGGCAUGGUGUCCUAGGAAGCAUUAAGGUUCUUGAACCCAUGCAACUUUUCACUACAUUAUAAUUUUUUUCAGGAAGUUUUAUCUUCAGACUUUCUUACAAUAGAAAAUAACUUGUAUUUAUAACAAAGAAUUAUUUUUCAGAAAUAUUAACUGAAGAUGGACUGAUAUCAAAGUCAUAUCUUCUUGUGUCUUGUGGGUUUUAUUUUUUGGCACAAAUAAUACAUUUUGGAUUUUUCUGAUUUCUGUUUACACGUUCUGAGAAGUUCAUUACCUGUUUCUAGCAGCUUUAAAAUAUCAGAUGUGUUACUGUUCAAUUGUGUGGCAUUUUCUGUGGCUCAUUGUGUGGUAAUAAGCAUUUGUAAUGUAAAUCAGUAAAAAUACAAAGUUAAUUCUUUAGGAAUAAUAGCUAAAGUCAAAAGAAUUGUACCCUUUGAAAAGUUGAGUUUUUUUUUCAACUUGAAGAAUUACACUAAAUUGGGUUUUUGUUUUUUUUUUUGAGUUUAUUAUCAUCACUGGCCUAUAGCUCUCUGCUUCUCCAUACUGCGGUGUGUACCAUUCCUCCAGAAACUGUCAGUUUGUUUUUGAGAAAUCUUGGGGAUGUGUGUAUUUGAAAGAUCAUCUUCUAGAUACCUAAAUCAUCUUUUCAUUAGAUGAUUUUAAUUUACACAGUCUUUUUAAAGAUUAAAAUGCCCAGAAACGAGGAGCUAUGCAUUUAGUACUAAUCUCUAAUGGAAUGUUAUUAGUAUUUUAAUGGAGUAACCACAACUUUUGCAAGAUUUAUUUUUUGUUAUUUUUGUUAUAGCUUUUAGGCCAGUCACAUUGCAUUAGACCCACCUCUGCCUCCUCAAGUACAAAUAUCAUAGAGAAUUUGCGUUUAGUACUUUCCCAUUUAUAUACAGCACUUUAUGACAUAGGAAACCAAGCACAUGUGCAGUGUUAUGUGAGUCAUUGUGCAAUAAAGCUGCUGAGGUCACGUAUAUUCAGUCUGAUACUCUCAAGUCUUGUGUAAGCACAUGUUCUUGUAGACAUUUUAAGAUAAAAGCUUUAAGAGGAAUAGAAAAGAAAUCUGUUUUGAACAUUGUAUCAUUGUAUAUAAAUUAUUCAGUGGAAUACCUUUCAUUUUUAAUAAAAACUAAAAGGAAGUUAAG
Nannospalax galili (Upper Galilee mountains blind mole rat) is the source of this 4358-nucleotide messenger RNA. It is a transcript of the gene Trim36, whose product is annotated as tripartite motif containing 36. Bases 289 to 2442 code for a protein of 717 amino acids. The transcript has 10 exons. The record is from RefSeq and is a predicted model, not a curated record. Gene Ontology annotation, molecular function: protein binding; zinc ion binding. Lineage: Eukaryota; Metazoa; Chordata; Mammalia; Rodentia; Spalacidae.